GGUAACAAUGUUUUACUUCCAUUUUCUAUCAUUUCGCAAACUCAAAUAAAACUAUAGCACUACGGUGGAAAAGAAUUCCUUUUGUCGGUUAAAUAUUAUUUCUUGUCGUUAGAUCAUGUGAGUGGUUCAUGUUUUGCACGUUUUACAUUUAUUUUUUGUAGUUUUAACCAGUGAUAUCAAGAAGGGCUGCAGAAUAACGAAUUGAAGACUGAACACUAAAAAUGGAAGAUGAAAAUGAAUAUAAAAAGUUACCGACGGAGGAGAAAUGUGUCCACAAACUUUGGAAGGCUCGAGUCGCCGGCUACGAGGAGGCGAGCAAACUGUUUAUACAAAUUGAUGAUGAGAAGUCACCGGAAUGGAAUAAAUAUUUAGGACUUAUCAAGAAGUUUGUAACAGACAGUAAUGCAGUAGCUCAGGAAAAAGGUCUGGAAGCUGCAUUGGUGUUUGUGGAGAACUGUGGACAUGCAGGCAAAACCACCGGAGAAGUUAUGUCUGGUAUUGUUGCUAAGUGUAUUGCCGCGCCUAAAACAAAGACAAAAGACCUUGCACUGCAGAUAACACUGAUGUAUGUAGAAAUAGAGAAGCACGAAAUUGUUGAAGAAGAAUUACUCAAAGGAAUGGAGCAGAAGAAUCCAAAAGUGGUAGCCGCCUGUGUGUCAGCUUUGAACACGGCUCUCAAAAUGUUUGGAAACAAAGUGAUUGCUAUAAAACCUAUGGUGAAAAAGAUACCAAUACUCCUUGCUGACAGAGAUAAAACUGUGAGAGAUGAAAUGAAGGCACUAGUUGUAGAAAUGCAUAGGUGGAUAGGAGCAGCAAUAGAGCCCCAUAUCGCCAGCCUCCAGGCCGUAGUGCAGCAAGAGUUGAGGGAAUCCUUUGGUGCGGGCGGAGCUCAACCUACAAGAUAUCUGAGGUCUCAACAGAACAGAGUUCGAGAUGUACCAUGCGCUGAUACUACUGAUGGUGGAACGGAUGAUCAAGACGUAGAGAAUGGCGGUGGAGAAUCAGUGGAAAUGGACCCUUACGAUCUACUGGACCCAGUGGAAAUAUUGUCAAAGUUACCAAAAGAUUUUUACGAUAAACUCGAUGCUAAAAAAUGGCAAGAACGUAAAGAAGCACUCGAUGCAUUGGAGGCUUUGCUGAAAACUGCUCCAAGGUUGGAACCUGGAGAUUACGCUGAUCUGGUCAGAGCAUUGAAGAAGGUUAUAUCAAAAGACACUAAUGUGAUGUUAGUAGCGUUAGGCGGUAGACUGAUGGGCAUGGUGGCCAGCGGCCUGCGCGCCAAGUUCGCGCCGUACGCUGUCUCUUGUGUGCAGUCUAUAUUAGAGAAAUUUAAAGAAAAGAAAACUAAUGUGGUCGCUGCACUUAGAGAAGCUAUAGACGCUAUUUACCCUUGUACAAACUUGGAAGCGAUAAUGGAGGACAUGAUAGCUGCAUUUGACAACAAGAAUCCUUCAAUAAAAGCUGAGAGUGCGUUAUUCCUGUCUCGAGCGCUCUGUCACACGCAACCUGCGGCUUUCAGCAAGAAACUUAUCAAAGCAUAUGUUGCUGGAUUACUGAAAUUACUAGAAAGUGCAGAUCCGGCAGUACGAGACGCGGCCGCAGAGGCUCUAGGGACUGCAACUAAAUUAGUAGGCGAGAAGAAUAUUGCACCACAUAUUGGUAAACUGGAUAACUUGAAAGAGCAAAAGAUAAAGGAAUUCGCUGAAAAGGCUGUAAUCCAGGUUAAAGUGGCUGCACCUAAAAAAGAGACUAAAACGAAAACUCCAGUAGCUGGUAAGGGUGAUUCUAAACCAACAGCUGGUUCAAGUCAGCCCAAACCUGUAAAGCGACCAACAACUGGAAAAAAACCACCAGCCAGUGCUAAGAAGGUCACUAAACCACAAUCCAGUCCACCGAGAGAACAGGAACUGUCUGAUGAUGAGGUUGACAUGAGAGCGGAGAAGUUGUUUGCAUCUGAAGUUCUUAGUGGCUUAGGUGACGGUAAUUGGAAGAACCGUCUCACGGCCGUCCAGAGUCUACAUUCGACUAUACAAAGUUUAUCCUCCGAUGACACUUCAGCACAAGUCCUGUACCGGGUUUUAAACAAGAAGCCAGGCCUCAAAGAUACUAAUGUACAAGUACUGAAAGCUAGAUUGGAAACCUGCAAAUAUAUUACGGAGAAUUUCCCCAUUUCCACGACAGCAGCCAAUUUCGUAUUGCAAGAUGUAGUGGUUAAACUAGGGGAGAGUUCCUGUCUAUCGAUAUCAGCAGAUUGUCUCACUUCUCUAGCCGAUGGCUGCGGAUUGGAACAUGUUCUUAAUGAAGGUCUCACAUACGCUAUGGACUCACAGAAGAACCCUAAAGUACAGUCUGAAAUGUUUAACUGGAUGGCUGGAGCUAUUAAAGAAUUCGGAUUUACUAUGAAUGUAAAAUCUAUAGUAGCACAUUCAAAGAAAGCUCUAUCAGCGACGAAUCCUAAUGUACGGACUUCGACAGUUAAUUUUCUCGGUAUACUGUCUUUGUACGUGGGUCCAUCUCUUAUUAACCACUUUGAUAGUGAGAAAGCGGCGACCAAACAACUGAUAAGUCUUGAAUUAGAUAAAUAUGCGAAUAGUUCGCCGCCGGCUCCUAGUCGACAGAUAGGCACAGUUAGUAAGUCUGCCAGCAAAGGUUCAGUCGGUGAUGAGAUAGAGGAAGGUUUCGAGGAUGCAGUGGACGAGGAGCCCGCGCCGGUGGAAGACGCACGCGCACGCACGGAUAUUGCACCACUCAUUACUGACGCCUUAGUCGCCGAGAUUAAUGAUAAGAAUUGGAAGGUACGGAAUGAAGCUCUUGAUAAAUUGAAAGCUAUAAUCACAAGCUCGUCCCCUAUAAAGCCAUCUCUGGGUGAACUCCCGCCGGCUCUAGUGGCGCGGCUACUGGACUCUAAUUCCAAGCUGGCUCAAAGCGCACUGCAUAUCUGUGAAGCACUUGCCACUGCGCUAGGAAAUAAGUCUAAACAACAUGUGAGAACAUUCUUCCCACCCUUCUUCCAAGCAUUCGGCGAUAGUAAGCAAUGGAUCCGUACAUCUGCGGUGUCGUGUGUGGAGACGUGGUGCAAGGAGGCGGGGCCGCACGCGCCCUUCGAGGGGGAGAUGGUGUUCGACGCGCUCAAGUCCGGCUCGCCCGUGCUGCGCGCCGCGCUGCUGCAGUGGCUGGCUGACCAUCUGCCUAAUGUUCCGUUGAAAUCGUUCCCCCGCGAGGAGCUGUCUCUGUGCGUGCCGGUGCUGUUCGCGUGCGUGGAGGACCGCCUGCUGAAGGAGCAGAUGACAAGCGCCGGAUUGAAUAAACAGCUUAUUGCUAACAUGUUUCAUAGUGAUUUUAGAUAUCAUUUAAAAGCAAUUGAAGCGUUAUCAGAUGAUUUACAAGAGAAUGGAUCAGCGUUGAUGGCUAAUCUAGAUCUAGUGCUCAAAUGGCUGACUCUGCGGUUCUUUGACACUAACCCGUCUGUCAUACUGAAGGGUUUGGAGUACUUGUCACUGGUGUUCCAGUAUUUAAUGGACAGUGACUAUACUAUGGCGGAGUAUGAAGCUAAUUGCUUUAUACCGUAUCUUGUUUUGAAGGUAGGAGAUCCUAAAGACACAGUGCGUAACGGCGUGAAGGCUCUGUUCAAGCAGAUAUGUGUCGUGUAUUCCGUCACCAAGCUGUUUGGAUAUCUCAUGGAAGGACUUAAAUCUAAAAACGCAAGGCAACGAGCGGAAUGUCUGGAGUGCAUCGGGCACCUGCUGGAGACGUACGGGUCGACGGUGAUGUCGGGCGGCGGCGGCGCGGCGCUGCGCGAGCUGGCGCGCCACAUCGGCGACAGGGACAACGCGGUGCGCUCCGCCGCCCUCAACUGCGUCGCCAACGCCUACUUCCUGGAGGGGGAGAAGGUCUACAAGAUGAUCGGACAGAUAUCGGAUAAAGAUCUCUCAUUGCUAGAAGAGAGGAUAAAAAGAGCAAGCAAGAGUAAGAGUGCGGAAGCAAGAAGAUCAAUGGUUGUGCCAUUGUCUGCCAGCGGGAAACCAAUACAGCCUAUGCCAGAGGAGGAGCCUCCGCGGCGUGUGAUCACAGUGGACACGGUGCCUGCGGCUGAGAGUGAGGAGGAAGACGUUGAGGAACAGCCACCUCCACCUGUCUCACAACCUGUAGUACCAACCCCGCGCGUCAUACCGGGCCCGUUCGGCUUAGACCCAGAAUUAAUCGCAAAGUUGGAUGCCUCAGUGCCUACGCCCAGGAAAGUUGACAUACCACAAGUUGACCUCAAGUUCUUAGAUGAACCAGUACCAGUGCCCCCGUAUCUGCAGAGAAGCAGUAUGGUGCCGAUGUGUGCUCCGCAACACAUGCCGUCGUACCCGGUUGUGCACGCGCAGCCCGCGCCCGCCGCGCCGCACGCGCCGCACGCGCCCCAGCUAGUCGACGACUCGCAGAUCGCUGAUAUCAUACACUCUAUCGCCAGUCCUGAUCUUAAUUUCUAUGACGCCGUGGAUUGCGGCGGGAAUGCCAACGAGGAAGCACUCAGUGAAGUGCUGAAGGAACUGCUCCGGGCGCUGGGCGGCGCUGCGGGCGACGCGGAGCGCUACGUGCGGAUAUUGAACAACGCCUGCGUUAGCGUUCUAGAACAUUCGCCAAGAACCCCGUUGCUAUGUGCAAUAGUAUCAUUACUUCACGAAUCCAUCGGCGUAUCAGACCCGGCUUUCCCACGCUACCAAGAUUUAUUACUGAAAUGUUUCUGGAAGACUCUAAAAAUGAUAGCAACAUGGGACGUGAACUCCAUAGACUACGACGCUGUACUCUACAAGAUACAUCUCUUCUAUAAAGCUUACCCUAAUAACUAUUGGAAGAAAAAUACUGAUAUCAGUGACACACCAUAUAGAACUGUAAAGACACUUGUACAUACGCUGGUGAAGAUGAAGAGCUGGGCGAUAAUAAACCAUCUUAAGCAAAUACCAGAUGUCAAUGAAUCCGACCUCCUGCCGUAUCUGUUCAAAGUAUUAAAGCAAUUGAAACAAGACGAUAAGAAGGAGAAUAUGGUUGAAUCUAUGAACGGCGCACCUAUAGGAGUGGGCAACGUGGGCAAUGUUGGUGGUGUGGGCAAUGUUGGGAACGUGGGAGGAGUGGGCAACGUGGGCGGAGUGGGCAACGUGGGCAAUGUGAGUUCCAACACUGCGCUGCACGCGGGCAGACUGCCGCGAGCGCUGCACGAGGAACUGGCGCUAAUAUUGAACAGAAUUAGUACUACGGAGCAUAAGAGAGAAGCUCUGUCACAGCUGUAUGAUCUUAGAGAGCGGCAUCCGGAAGUGGACAUCUGGACGUUUAUGAAAGGCUCCUCGUUCUACUUCCGCAACUACGUGGAGCGCGGCCUGAAGGAGGUGGCGGAGCUGCGCAAGGCGGCCACCAUGCCCGUCUACAAACAUGACUACAAAACUGAUAAUAUGGAUAUCAACAACGAGACCGAUGAAAAGUCACAUGUCGUCUUUCUAGAGAGAUUGCGAGCAUUACAGGCAAAGGCAGGUCUGAAGAUAGACUCUAGUCCGACGUCUCAGCCGCGCACGCCGGUGGGCGACAACCGCGCGCUCACCGACUCGCUGGGCGACGGCAGCUUGCCGCGCGCGCACAGCAUCGACCCGCAGCUAGAGUUACAUACAGCGCAGUCAUUUUCACAAAGGAAUGAAGCAGAUAUGGACGCGCUGCGCCUCAAGCUGCAGCAGAUCAAGAGCUCCUCAAAGAAAUAGAUCCAGACUGCGUACGAUUUUAGACCUUAUGUUAUACUAGAUAGGUGUUACCGCACUAGUUAGCUUCUAGAGGAAAUAAUCUCAUCACUGACUAUCCCGCUGGACAAUGCCGUGAUAUUUUGUGUUUGUUAGAUUUUUACAAUUUUAACGAUAGCGGUUGGAAACUAGUCAAAGAUAUCCAGAUGAGAAGCGCUGCUAUCGAUUGGUUCUAGCAAAAAAAUGUAAAACAAAAGUAGAGAUCAUGAAAUUUAACAUAGAUUUAUUAGAAUUCUGACAGUAAUGCCGAAUUUACAUCAAGUCAGUAUUAGAGUAACGCAGAUGUUGGCUUCAACCACUGGCCUACUUUACUGGAAUAAUGUAAACAUUUUAAGUCUAAAAGAAAAAGCUAUAUUUUUCAAUUAGCUGUCCAGUGUGAGGAUGUCAGUGAAUCUCCGGUGCGCUUCACCAUUUAGUUCCUACGGCAGUUUUAGUUGUAAUUGUAUGGAGUUUGUAUGGCCUAUAGUGCGGCUCGAUACGUCCCGCCCCCCUACCACGGAACGUGUUGAACAUGACAAUACGAGGAACAGUAUCGCAAUUAGCAGGGUAUAAGACGCUUUUAAAAUUAAAUCGUGAAUGACGUGGUACGGGGGGUUUAAAUAAAGGUUUUAUAUGAGAAUUGAUACGAAAUCGUUACGGUUUCUUGCCUUUUGGUAGAUAGGCUUGUCGACCAUUAAAAUUGCUGUUGACAAGUUUUUAUUCCUUGUAGAUAAUUUCGGACGUAAAAUUUGAAGCACUCGAAUGCACAUUUUUGUAGAAAUAGACAUAAAAAAUGUAUGCCCCAAUGAAUUGUUUAUUCUACACUUAUUCGACUUUAUAAUAAAAUAUCCCGCUUCGAAUCGUUACUAAAAUAGAUUCAAUUUAAACGUCAGUGAUUUUAAAUAACGACAAAAAAAAUAGUUUCAAUAAUCUAUUAUUAUGAAGAUUUUUAACGAGCGAUCAAUGUAGCCUUCUUUAAUAGAAAACUACAAUUGAUAAUUUGCAUAUUGAAUUAUUUCUAUGUUGCCUGUAAUUUUUGUUUCUAGAUUGAAUUGGACUGAUCGCGUUGACUAUUUAUUUAAUUUAAAGGUUGGCAAUCGUCUAGUAGGUUUUUAGUAAAACUUGACGCUGAGAUGAGGCCAAUUUUAGUAUUUAAUUUCCUAUAUUUUCCAUGAACUGAAUUACAAAUUGUAACCCAAACAUUCCCAUAGUAUUGGUUUUUCAAUGUACAAAUUUUUUCAAUUUCACUUCAUCUUUCACUGUCAUUAUUGCUAAGUACUUGUGUAUUGUUCAUGUUUUUUCUCAAUAUUUAUAUACUAUUUUAUCAUUAACAUGGAACAAUGCAUACGAGUUUUUUCAUAUAAAUGUUGACUGAUUUUUUUUUCGUGUGUAACAGACAAACAUCAUUGUCAAAUUUAAAAUUGAGGGUCAGCAAAUACAUUUCAGUCCAAUUUUUGUUAACACUAUGCAUACCAAAUUGUAUGUUUAAUGAAAUACAAUUUUGUAUGUUUAGUUUUAAAAAUAUAAUGCAUGUUUGAUUUUAUACCCUUUAUUUUUCAAAUAUCCUGUCGGAUCAAGAACGGUUGCGCGUGCUAUAGCUAAAAUUAUGUUCUGCACUAUAAUAAUGUUCUAAACUGAUAAGAUAAUUGAAAAAUACUAUACUAAACAAUUGUUUUUGAAAUCCAAGUUUUAUGUUUUGACCUAUAUGUUUGUUUUCUGUAAGUUUUCACUCCCGAAAGACUUGUAGAAAAAUAUCUAAACUGAGUAAUGUUUUGUGCAAGUUUGUUGGCAGUGGUAACCCAAGCCUGUAUAUAAAUGUAGUGUUUGUUUUCAUUAAAUGUGUUGUGUUUUUAACCAGUUAUCGAUGUGACGGUUCUUUUAAUCGACAUGAAUUAUAAAUUCGAUAUACCGAAUGUCUCGACCGAUUUGUUAGUACGAUGUUGACUGGUGAAGUUUUGUUACAUGUUUGUUCAGAAUGUUAAAUUUGAUAUCUAUUAAAAUGUUCACUUACAAUUGUUCUCAUACAUCGAUUAUUUUGGUAAUGUUGGUAGCAUUGAGCACUCAUUAGUAGUACGUUAAAAUUUGAAAUAAUGAAAAUAAUUGCAAUAAAUCAUACCACGGCUUUUAUAUCUCUGAAGUUAGCAAAAUAUAACGUUGGAAAUAUGUCUAUCUCUGUCCCACUUGUGUCGCAGAAAUAUGUUUGUCUCGUUCUUUUUGUUGCUUCUGAGGCUAGUUUCAUAGAUAUAAAAACCCGAGGUUGAUUGUAAUUCGUAGUUUUUAAUAUUUGUAUCAAUUUUACAGCGAUCGAAUAAACCGGAGUAUAUUUUUGGAAUGUCGAUAUUGAGGAGGUUGAUUUUAAAUGUUUGUGAUCCUUUCAAGUUUAUGUAUGUUUGCUUUUUAAUAUUAAAUAAUUACAAGCAUUUAUUUAUUAUAUGUAAAAUAAUGUACCAAAUCAUGAUAUA
This is a messenger RNA of Papilio polytes (common Mormon), 8209 nucleotides long. It is a transcript of the gene msps, whose product is annotated as cytoskeleton-associated protein 5. Gene Ontology annotation, biological process: mitotic spindle organization; establishment or maintenance of microtubule cytoskeleton polarity; centrosome duplication. The coding region runs from base 222 to 5732 and encodes 1836 amino acids. The record is from RefSeq and is a predicted model, not a curated record. Gene Ontology annotation, molecular function: microtubule plus-end binding; microtubule plus end polymerase activity. Gene Ontology annotation, cellular component: centrosome; kinetochore; microtubule plus-end. Lineage: Eukaryota; Metazoa; Arthropoda; Insecta; Lepidoptera; Papilionidae. The transcript has 33 exons.